GCCCACUUUUCUUUUACAUUGGACAACUUGACGAAACCCACCACAGAUUUAAAUCUUAUAGAAAUGCACGUUAGCAGCACCAUCAUCACCACCACCGCCGCCGCUAUCCAACGUAAGCUAAGGAGAGGUUAAAGUCGGAAAGCAGUCAACGUCAUCGGAGACGAUGAAGUGUGUGUCCUGCAAAGAUGAGUACGGCGCUGCUGACGCCGGCACGUGCAGAGAGUGCUACGAGGAGGCGAGCGAGACUGAGGAAGAACUGAAGCGUGAGAUCGAAGAAUUAAAAUCAAAAGUUAACUUUCUCCGUUUUUGGUCCCCUGUGGACUCCCGCUCCCACCAUUACCACCGAUCUACAACCCCAUGCUUCACCGACGUACUUCUGGUGGCUUUUGAUGAAGAUUCCGGCAAACCUGUGGCUAAUUCUGUUCCUGUUCCAGCCAAUAAGGCCGUUCUGACGAGUCGUUCGCCAGUAUUCCGAGCCAUGCUUGAAACCGAAAUGGAAGAAAGCCUGAGUGGGACCAUCAAAAUAAGCGAUGUAUCAUAUGAUGCUCUGCGUGCAUUUGUGAAUUAUUUGUAUACAGCGGAAGCAUGUCUUGAUGACGAAAUGGCAUGUGAUCUUUUAGUGUUGGCUGACAAAUAUGAAGUAAAACAUCUCAAGAUUUACUGUGAGAAAUUCUUGAUUUCAAAACUGAACUGGGAGAGUUCGCUUUUAAGCUAUUCCUUUGCUCAUCAGCAUAAUGCAAACAACUUGCUUGAUGCCUCAUUAUCGAUAAUUUUGGAUAACAUGGAGAAGGUAAGUAAGCGUGAAGAAUACAUGGAGCUUGUGGAGAAAGAUCCACGGAUUGUUGUGGAAAUUUAUGAAGCAUAUUUGUCCAAACAAGUUAAUACCGCUGCUGCUGCUGAUAGCCAUGAUGAUAAGGUAGUAAAACGUCGUUAGAUUGUUACAUGAGUAUAUGGUAUCCGUU
Molecule: messenger RNA, 962 nt
Organism: Lactuca virosa
Lineage: Eukaryota; Viridiplantae; Streptophyta; Magnoliopsida; Asterales; Asteraceae
Source: the annotation of a GenBank genome assembly